AUGCUCCUCGAGAAGCGCUUGCGUAUCCAUAACAGCUGCCUCAGCGAGCCCGUGUGGAUUGCCCACAUGGCCGGCUAUGGCACUGGCCCGGACAACCAGAACAUCAAGAUCGGCCCGGGCGAGAUGUUCGACUUUGUGACCUGGACAGGGCUAAGUAGCACGCGCUAUUGGCCCAAGUUCCGGUGCGACGAAUGGGGCAACAACUGCAAGAUCGGCGAGAGCGGAGGCCCAGGCCAGACCUGCAAGGAGUGCGCGCCGCCUGUGGACACAAAGUUCGAAGCCACCUUUGGAGAUGCCAGCUUGGCCUGCGACAUGUCCAAGGGCCAGUCAUUGGGCUGCGACUGGGUGGAUGUGAGCCUGGUGGAUGGGUUCACCGCACCCUUCCAGCUGGCCAUCCGCGGGAGCUGCUACAACAGCUCCGGGCACUUGAUGCAAGACAGCCAGAAGCACUUGGACUGCUCCCGCCUGGAUAUGCGGCAUUGCCCGCGGGAGGAGAAGGUGGCGCUGCCAAAUGCACAGGGCAUCCCCGAGGUUAAGACCCUGGAUUUGCGCGCCACCCGCGGCGAGGAGGCUGCGGGCUGCUACUCGCCGUGCAGCAAGCUCACCCUUCGCCAGUGGGGCAACGUGGAGGCCUUGGGCCGUGCCCCGGCGGACGAGGCCAUGCGGCCCUACUGCUGCCCCACGCCCCCCACGUCGCCGGCCACCUGCCGCGCCGGGCCGGUGAAGUACAGCAGAUACGUGGAGGCCAUUCACAGUAUGUGCCCCGGCGUGUACGGGUUCUCCUACGACGACGGCAUGGGCCUGGUCACCUGCGAACCAACUGCCAGGUACCUCUUCACCAUCGGUUGCCCAAAGCUGGCGGAGCCCGCGGCGCCCGCUCCGGCACCUGCGCCGAAGCCUUCGCCGGCGCCAAAGAAGCUUUCGCCGGCACCAAAGGAGCCUUCGCCGGCACCAAAGGAGCCUUCGCCGGCUCCAAAGGCCUCGCAUCUGCGAAAGCCGAGCCCAGAAACCCCGCAGCGGCUGCCGACACGACCGCAGGCCGACCUCAAGAAGGAAUGCCAGGUGAACGGCCUCGCGAAAUGCCAAGACGGCACAACCUGCGGCAAUGCCACCACCCCGUGCUGCCCAGACGGAAGCCUGUGCCCCUCCAGCAGCGAUGAACACUCCAAGCUCUGCGUCCACCCCAAGCGUCUGAAUUGCGUGAGGCACCAGACCAAGAAGUUUGCGGCGGAAGAGAAGGAGAUGUGCGGGGUUGGAGAUUGGGUGGCCUGCGACCAGUCGGGCGCCUACUUCUGCGCCGGCGACGUGUGCUGCCCCAACGGCAACACCUGCCCCUCCGGUAACCAAAACACCGCCCCCAACUGCGGCAAGAAGACGAUCAAUUGCGCCCCGGCUGGCUUUUGCCUUGCGGAAUGA
Effrenium voratum is the source of this 1416-nucleotide messenger RNA. NCBI's taxonomy places the organism in Eukaryota, Dinophyceae, Suessiales, Symbiodiniaceae. The record is from the annotation of a GenBank genome assembly.